Messenger RNA from Haliotis rufescens (red abalone), 727 nucleotides. Its product is annotated as ankyrin repeat domain-containing protein 29-like. The transcript is spliced from 3 exons. Gene Ontology annotation, molecular function: protein binding. The coding region runs from base 133 to 573 and encodes 146 amino acids. The record is from RefSeq and is a predicted model, not a curated record. Lineage: Eukaryota; Metazoa; Mollusca; Gastropoda; Lepetellida; Haliotidae.
AUAUCAGGUCACGGGAUACAUAUACUCACCGUUCACGUUCCACUGCAACGAGGAAAUACGCCCCCGUCGCGUACACAUAUUGUACCGCUGAAAGUUUUAUUUCGUGUGUUCACAUUUUGGUUUUAAAGAAAGAUGUCAAGGAAUCUGAAGAAGGGAAUCUUCUCUGAACUAUCAACGAAUGUAAAACCUAAAGACUCCGCUCUCCUUGAAGCCUGCAUGGCGGGGAACCUGGCAGCUGUAAAGCGUUUUGUAACAGCAGGUAAGGCGGAUCUCAACUGUAGAGACAGUUUCGGAAUUACACCGGUGCAGGCGGCAGCAUGGUAUAGACACAAAGAAGUAGUCGAGUUUCUUGUGAGUAAAGGAGCUGAUGUGUCUCUGGUGGACGGUGCCGGUAACACUAUCCUCCACUAUGCCUGUUGGGGAGGAGAUAGAGAGAUGGUGAGGUUUGUCCUCUCACAGAAUUUCGCGAACAUUAACGCCAAGAACAAGUCGGGAGAGACGGCAACCGACAGGGCGAGAUCCUGGGGAAAUGAUGAUGUGGUGGAUAUCAUGGUGUCCUGUCGCGCUCAAUGAAGUGAAUGUAGGGUGUUGUGCAGACAUUGAAGGAGGACAUGUUGUUACUGACAUUCACGGACUGUGUUCCUUUCACGUGGUCGUGUUUUGAUAUCUCAAGAUUAAAAUGAAAAUGUGUGUUGUGUUUGAAAGAAAUAAACCUUUUUAAAAAACA